AUUUUUAGUUUAGUUUUACAAUGAUUAAUUUCUAUCAAUUUGUGACUCCUAUCGCCGCCCGUUUCGAUCGUUUUCAUGGGCCACUUCGAGCGAGGGUGCCGGCGACAAAAUUUAGACGACGAGAAUGUGACCAAUCAGACGACUGAGUUAGUGGAUUGUGUCUCCACUCGAUGAGAAAUGGAGAAUCGACCACGUCUCUCCACUGCCGUCAAUUUACAGAUCUUUGGCUGCAUCAGCGUCACGAUGGCACCAGGUCACCGGUGGUGACUGGAACUGCGGAUCCCGUCACCGCGCCGUAGGAUAAAUCCCACCCUCCAUGAAGCCCCCGACCCUGCGACCUGCCGGCGGCCGGAGAUGGAAGCGGCCGCGGAGAAAUGGACACGGGAAGACGACAAGCGCUUCGAGGACGCCCUGGCGACGGUGGCCUCUCAGCCGGAGGAGAACGGAGACGGCGGCGCGUGGUGGGAGAUGAUCGCUGCGAGAGUGCCGGGGAAGACGGCGGCGGAGGUGAGGCGGCACUACGAAGCGCUAUCGGAGGACGUGAAGGCCAUCGAGGCAGGACGCGUCCCGGUCCCGCGAUAUGCCGGCGAGGAGGCCGCGCCUUCGGGUUCGCCUCCGGCCAAGGAGAGGCACCGGCGUGAUAGCAACGGCGGCGGCCAUGGAUCGGCAGACAGGAACAGAGGAGUUCUCGAGAAUGGAGCAGGGCAAGGAAAGAGCUGCUCCAAAGCCGAACAAGAACGGCGAAAAGGAAUCCCUUGGACUGAAGAAGAGCACAGGCUUUUCCUCCUUGGUCUCGAAAAGUUUGGCAAGGGCGACUGGAGGAGCAUAUCGAGGAACUUCGUCACCUCAAGGACUCCCACUCAAGUAGCAAGCCACGCUCAGAAAUACUUCAUCCGGCUCAACUCCAUGAACCGAGACCGCCGGAGAUCGAGCAUCCACGACAUCACGAGCGCGAACGGGGUCGACGCGUCUUCUCCACCCGCUCCCAUCUCCGGCCAGAGCAACGCGGAUUCGACAGUCGUCGCAUCGCCAGUGAAGCAUCCUCUGCAGGCCAACGUUCCGGGAAUGGCCGUGUUUGGCCAUCCGAUCAGUGCGCAUACGGUUACGGCAGUGGGAACUCCGGUUAUGCUCGCUCCAUCUUACGUCAUGCCAGUCGCCUAUCCAGUUCCUCCACCGUCGAUGCAUCGAUAGCUCUUAGAACUGCUGUAGAGUUGAAGAAUUGAGCUGCGCUAUAAGCUUAAUGUAUAUAUGAUAUAUCUGCAAAACUCUAGGUUGGUGUUGUUCAGCCAAUAAAAAGAUUCAAGUUCAAGAACAAGGAGAAAUACAUGGAUUCAAGUUCAAGAACAAGGAGAAAUACAUCAGAUUACCAGAGAAAGGAGGAGCCAAGCGUGUGAAACACUAUGGGCUUACACAUUUAUGCUGAUAGUAUUAAUCUUGGAGAAGGAAAAUAAAUCCUAUUAAUUUUGUGUCCAAGAUUUGAUAUGGCCCUUUGGAUAACUUUGAAAGUUGAUUAUGGCCUUGCUGAAAUGGCCGUACUGGUUUAGCAAAUUUUUUGUCCCUGAAUUCAAAAAGAGGUCAAGGAAGAUUUCGAGGAGCCAUCAUGUGGAGUGGAGUAAACUAAUAAAUAGUAAGUUUGAUUAAGCGUUAAGGGUUCUCCAGUUGGGGUUGCUUGACUCUGAGUUUCCUUUAGUUUCUUGGAGCUGCUGAUAUAUUUUUUUUUUUUUUAAAAAAGGUACAGUUCGCAACAACUGUUUUGUAAUGAAGAAUUUACAAAUAUCUUCUAUUUAAA
Zingiber officinale is the source of this 1789-nucleotide messenger RNA. Its product is annotated as transcription factor MYBS1-like. The transcript has 2 exons. NCBI's taxonomy places the organism in Eukaryota, Viridiplantae, Streptophyta, Magnoliopsida, Zingiberales, Zingiberaceae. Gene Ontology annotation, molecular function: DNA binding. The record is from RefSeq and is a predicted model, not a curated record. Bases 355 to 1191 code for a protein of 278 amino acids.